Molecule: messenger RNA, 2534 nt
Organism: Drosophila willistoni
Lineage: Eukaryota; Metazoa; Arthropoda; Insecta; Diptera; Drosophilidae
Product: protein lozenge
Exons: 5
Coding region: 94-2406 (770 amino acids)
Biological process (GO): regulation of DNA-templated transcription
Cellular component (GO): nucleus
Molecular function (GO): ATP binding; DNA-binding transcription factor activity, RNA polymerase II-specific; RNA polymerase II cis-regulatory region sequence-specific DNA binding
Source: RefSeq, a predicted model, not a curated record
AGAUUGUAAUACAUAAAUAAAUAAAAAAAAAAACAAAGAAUUUAUCCGCCAAAUUGGCGCCCACAAAAAUAUACAACAAGUCGGCAAUAUCGCAUGCAUUUGCAUUGCUUUUUGUCCAACGAAGCGGCGGCAACCGAAAACACAACAACAACAGCAGAAGAAGCAGCAACAGCAGCAACAACAUCAGUAGGAACAGCAACAGAAGCAACAUCAUUUGGCCAUAGGGGCAUAUCGAGAUCCACAUCCAUUGCCGUUUCCAUUGCGGGAUCAGCAGCCGCUGUGGCGCCUGUCAGCAUUGCCGGCCGCCUGGCGCGCAGCAUACACAGCAGCAGCGUCGGCAACAGCCAUCACCUUCAUCAUCACCACCAUCAUCAUCAUCACUCACACAGUAUGGUCACAUCGUCGACCUCGCCAACGGGCACAGCCGGAUGGACGACAACGGGCGAUUAUAAAGUUGCCACAGUCGGCAGUGGCGGAUCGAGUUCCGCUGCCACAGCAGUGGCCAUGUGCGAUGUCCUCCCCGUGUCCAGUAAUGCCAGUGUUGGCAGUAGCUCACCAACAGGUGGUGCUAGCAAUGGUACAGCAAAUAGUGGACACAGUGGCGGCGGAGGCGGUGGCAACGGCGGCAAUUCCAAUUCAAAUUCAAAUAAUAAUAGCAACAACAAUAACAAUAAUAACAAUAAUGCAGUGCAUCAGGAUCUCUUGUGGAUGGAGAGAUAUGUGGCCGAACGACAACUGGAAUAUCCAGGAGAAUUGGUGCGCACGAGCAAUCCGUAUUUCCUGUGCUCCGCCCUGCCAUCCCAUUGGCGUUCGAAUAAGACGCUGCCGCUGGCCUUUAAAGUGGUCGCCCUGGCCGAUGUGGGCGAUGGCACCUAUGUGACCAUACGAGCUGGAAACGAUGAGAACUGUUGCGCCGAAUUGCGCAAUUGUACGGCCCAAAUGAAGAACUGUGUGGCCAAGUUCAAUGAUCUUCGUUUUGUGGGACGAAGCGGACGAGGGAAAAGCUUUACGCUAACAAUUACUGUGGCCACAAGUCCUCCACAGGUGGCUACCUAUGCCAAAGCCAUCAAAGUCACCGUUGAUGGACCCCGAGAGCCACGCUCCAAGACAAGUCCCACUGGCGGUCCACAUUAUCGCAUCGGCCUGACCCCAUUGGGCUUUCCAAAAACCCUACACGAACUGGAAUCACUCCGACGCUCGGCCAAAGUGGCAGCGGCCACAACAGCUGUGGCAUCUGUGGCGGCAGCUUCUGUAGUGACCGCUGCCGCCGUCUCGACCACAAGCGGGAGCACGAGCACCACCAGCCUUGUGCAGCAAUUAAGUAGCAAUUACUCAUCGUCGAAUAGUACAAUAAAUUCCGAUUGCCCCGGCUAUAAGCCAAAUGCACCGCAUAUUCAAGAAACCGAAAGCGGCGAAUGGACGGGAUCGGCAAGCUCCUCCAAUGUGGCCUAUACGGUAGGCGUAGGCGUGCCCUAUACUCAUCAUCAUGCCACACAUCAUACGCAUCCGCAUUCGCAUUCGCAUGCAGCGGCCGCCCAUCACCUGCAACACCAUCAUCAGAUGACCCUGCCACCGCCUCCACAACCGCCGGCAGCGACGCCCGUGGCCAUGGGCGGUCAGGCCAGCGGCAUGGGCAUGGGCAUGGGCAUGGGCAUGGGCAUGGGCAUGAGCAUGGGCAUGACCAUGAAUCAUUACGGCAGCACCAUGGGUGGCUACGAUGCCAGCUAUGAUACGAGCCAUUUGCCGACCGUGCUGCAGGAUAUGCACGGUCAUGGCAUUGCCACCGAUCCUUACCAGAUGGCCGGCGGCUAUGGCAGCGCAUCUGGAAACCCGGGCAAAACCACCACCGAACUGGAGACCCUCAAUGUGACCGGCUAUGGGAGUGGAGCCGGCAGCGGUUACAACAAUGCCUGGUCGAAUGGCUAUAACAAUUAUCCCCAAUAUGGCAGCUGCUCGGCGGUGGCAACUGGCCAGUAUGGUGGGGCAACAGCGGCAGCACCACCCCCGCCGCCGCCACCCGUCGUCCUCUAUCCCCAGCUGUACUCGACAGUCAAUCAGAAUCAAAUUCAUUUGCAUCUGCACAGCAGCGAGAAGCUGGAACAGUAUUUGGGCACAACGGCCGAUCAGCAGUUGACCAUUAGCUCGCUAACCGGCAAUCGAUCCAGCAUCGAGAUCGGCCUCGGCGGCGGCGGCGGCACGGUGGGAGGUGGAGUGGGUGGAGCCGGUGCCCUGACAGUGUCCAGCCAAGACCAAGACCAACAGGUGGCAGUGUCCAAUGAGGCGGUGGCCAAUCAAAGCUAUCAUCUGGCAUCACAGGAGGUGCAACAGCAACAGCAACAGGAGGUGGGCGGAGAGGUAUCCACGCGGCAGGAGGACGAUCUAACUCAGGUGUGGCGACCCUAUUGACAUAAUCUCAUGACGGUGCCGACGCCUCUUGCUCCGCCAGGAAGGCGAGCCUAUCUCCACAUAGAACUGAACUGAACAGUAAAUUAUUUCCCAAGUUUUCUUCGCCUCCUCCUCCUCCAUCUUUCUUA